Morus notabilis is the source of this 5061-nucleotide messenger RNA. RefSeq names its product ABC transporter C family member 4. Lineage: Eukaryota; Viridiplantae; Streptophyta; Magnoliopsida; Rosales; Moraceae. The record is from RefSeq and is a predicted model, not a curated record. The transcript is spliced from 12 exons. Gene Ontology annotation, cellular component: vacuolar membrane; plant-type vacuole. Bases 301 to 4824 code for a protein of 1507 amino acids. Gene Ontology annotation, molecular function: ATP hydrolysis activity; ABC-type transporter activity; ATP binding. Gene Ontology annotation, biological process: transmembrane transport.
UAGGCACUUCAUUUAUUUUCGUCCAGGAUUUCAGCUCCACCAACAUGGAAAGCUGAUCACAAUUUCAUCACGUCGUUGUCUGACCAUACAAUAGAACAACUGGUUUCCUUCACAAUCUCUCGCGCUUAGACUCCGAGAGAAAACUGGAAAAAGUUUUCUCGGUCGCCAAACACUCAGCUGAGAGGGAACAAGAAGGAUAUAUAUAUAUAUAUAUAUAUAUGUAUAUAUAUAUUGAUGAGAAUCAAGCAAGUAUAAGCCAGUGGAAUUUCUAUAGCCUUUGAUUUUAAGUCUCUAGGAAUCAUGUCUUCAUCAUCAUGGAUCACAUCCGUUUCCUGUUCAUCAUCUGCAAUUUCUCUUUCCCAUGAUGACUCAUCUCUCUCAGCUGUAUUCCAAUGGCUGAGAUUCAUUUUUCUCUCUCCUUGUCCUCAGAGAGCUUUGUUGUCUUCAAUAAACCUCCUUUUCUUGUUUACCCUCCUGGUCUUUGCAAUCCAAAAGCUCUUAUCUAGGUUCUUCUCCAAUGACCAGCCCAAUUCCAACCUCAACAAGCCUUUAAUCACGACCAACAACAGGACUCAUCUCAGAACAACUCUGUGGUUUAAGCUCUCAAUUAUCGUCACUGGUCUAUUGUCACUUUGUUAUCUUGUUGUAUCCAUUUUUGCAUUCACUAAAACCACAGAAUCCACAUGGAAGAUUGUAGAUGGCCUUUUCUGGUUGGUUCAAGCCGUAACUCACAUAGUGAUUGCAAUCUUGAUCGCGCAUGAGAAGAGAUUCCAGGCCUUUAAGCACCCGCUAUCGCUUCGAAUUUACUGGAUUGUGAACUUCAUAGUCAUUUCCUUGUUUACUACAUCUGGUAUUAUUCGUUUAGUCUCAAGCCAGGAUCCAAAUUUGAGACUAGAUGAUAUAGUUUCAUUAGUGUCUUUUCCUUUGUCAAUUGUUCUUCUUGUUAUUGCCAUUAGAGGCUCAACUGGGAUUACUUUGGUUAAUGAAUCAGAACCUGGGAUGGACUUAGAACCUGAGUUAUACGAACCCCUUUCGAGCAAAGCCAAGGUGAGUGGCUUUGCUUCAGCUUCCAUAAUUUCCAAGGCCUUUUGGCUUUGGAUGAACCCUCUUCUUAGCAAAGGCUACAAAGAGCCACUGAAAAUCGACGAAGUCCCGUAUCUUUCUCCGCAACAUGUAGCUGAGAGAAUGUCAAAGCUCUUUGAAUCAAAAUGGCCUAAACCAGAUGAAAAAUCAAACCACCCGGUUAGGACGACACUUCUCAGAUGCUUCUGGAGGGAGAUUGCUUUUACAGCUUUCCUUGCAAUAAUCCGUCUCUGUGUCAUGUACGUUGGUCCUGUUCUUAUCCAAAGUUUCGUGGAUUUUACCUCAGGAAAAAGAAAUUCCCCUUAUGAAGGAUACUAUCUAGUACUGACUCUUCUUGUUGCUAAGUUUGUUGAAGUCUUAACAACUCACCAGUUCAACUUCAACUCUCAAAAGCUAGGAAUGCUUAUCCGUUCCACUCUCAUCACUUCCUUGUACAAAAAGGGUCUUAGAUUGACGUGCUCAGCUCGGCAGGCUCACGGGGUAGGACAAAUUGUGAAUUACAUGGCGGUCGAUGCACAACAGCUCUCCGAUAUGAUGCUUCAAUUGCACUCAAUAUGGCUGACGCCAUUGCAAGUCACAGCGGCCUUGUUGCUUCUGUCCAACUACCUUGGUGCUUCUGUGGUCACUGCAGUUCUUGGAAUUAUAGCAGUUAUGAUUUUCGUUGUUUUGGGAGUGAAAAGAAACAACAGGUUUCAGUUUAAUGUAAUGAAAAACCGAGACUUGAGGAUGAAGGCGACGAAUGAGAUGCUGAACUACAUGAGGGUGAUCAAGUUCCAGGCUUGGGAGAAUCACUUCAACAAGAGGAUUCAAAGUUUCCGUCAGUCAGAGUUCGGGUGGCUGACCAAGUUCAUGUACUCACUUUCGGCCAACAUUGCUGUCAUGUGGAGCACUCCCUUGAUGGUAUCGACUCUCACGUUUGCCACAGCAAUUAUGUUGGGAGUUCCUCUUGAUGCCGGGACGGUGUUCACAACCACAACAAUUUUCAAAAUCUUGCAAGAGCCAAUCAGGACUUUUCCGCAGUCUAUGAUUUCGCUUUCGCAAGCUAUGAUUUCGCUCGGGAGAUUGGAUCGUUACAUGCUUAGUAGGGAACUUGUUGGUGAUAAUGUGGAGAGAGUGGAGGGUUGUGAUGGUAGAACUGCUGUGGAGGUUAAAGAUGGUAAGUUUAGUUGGGAUGAUGAGAAUGGUGAAGAGAUUUUGAAGAAUAUAAACUUUAAUAUCAACAAAGGGGAAUUGACAGCUAUAGUUGGGACAGUGGGAUCUGGGAAGUCUUCACUCCUAGCUGCAAUUCUUGGUGAGAUGCGUAAAAUAUCAGGAAAGGUGCGAGUUUGUGGGACAACUGCAUAUGUAGCUCAAACAUCAUGGAUUCAGAAUGGAACCAUUGAAGAAAACAUCCUAUUUAGUUUGCCAAUGGACAGAAGGAAAUACAAUGAAGUUAUUAGGGUUUGUUGCUUGGAGAAAGACUUGGAAAUGAUGGAGUUUGGAGAUCAAACUGAGAUUGGAGAGCGUGGAAUCAACUUAAGUGGUGGCCAAAAGCAGCGGAUACAGCUUGCCAGGGCUGUAUAUCAAGACUGUGAUGUCUAUCUUCUUGAUGAUGUUUUCAGUGCCGUUGAUGCUCAUACUGGCUCAGAAAUUUUCAAGGAAUGUGUCAGGGGAGUGCUCAAGAACAAGACUGUCAUUCUAGUAACUCAUCAAGUUGACUUCUUACACAAUAUUGAUCUUAUCUUGGUCAUGAGAGAUGGGAUGAUAGUACAAUCAGGAAAGUACAAUGAACUGCUAGAUUCAGGCAUGGAUUUCGGAGCACUAGUAGCAGCUCAUGAAUCCUCUAUGGAGCUCGUAGAAGCUGGCGCCACCAUAAGCAACGAGAGUUCCACGAAACCACUAAAAUCCCCUCGAUCCCCUUCAACCCAUGGGGAGGCCAACGGCGAGAGCAACACUUCUGACCAGCCAAAAUCGGAUAAUGGCAACUCCAAGUUAAUCAAGGAGGAGGAGAGAGAAACUGGGAAAGUGAGCCUCCACAUCUACAAAGUUUAUUGCACCGAAGCUUAUGGAUGGUCGGGUGUGGCUGUAGUGUUGCUGCUGUCUCUUGUAUGGCAAGCAUCUUUAAUGGCUGGUGAUUACUGGUUAGCCUAUGAAACUGCAGCGGAACGUGCCGUGUCGUUUGAUCCUUCCCGUUUUAUUUCUGUAUACGGCAUAAUAGCUGCCAUUUCGAUUGUGUUGGUAACUAUGAGAUCCUUUUCUAGUACCUUUUUGGGGCUUAAGACUGCACAGAUUUUCUUCUCGCAAAUUCUCCACAGCAUCUUGCAUGCCCCCAUGUCAUUUUUCGACACCACACCCUCGGGAAGAAUUCUCAGUCGGGCAUCGACUGAUCAGACCAAUAUUGAUGUCUUUCUUCCCUUCUUUAUGAGUGUUACCAUUGCCAUGUACAUAACACUGCUCAGCAUCUUCAUCAUUACAUGCCAAUACGCCUGGCCAACAAUAUUCUUGUUGGUUCCACUUGUUUUCCUGAAUGUCUGGUAUCGGGGAUACUACCUUGCAACAUCUCGUGAGUUGACUCGCCUUGACUCAAUCACGAAGGCUCCUGUAAUCCACCACUUCUCAGAGAGUAUCUCCGGGGUCAUGACAAUACGCUCUUUCCAGAAACAGGACCGUUUCUGCCAGGAAAAUAUCAGAAGGGUGAACGAGAACUUGCGCAUGGAUUUCCAUAACAACGGAUCAAACGAGUGGUUGGGUUUCCGUUUGGAACUUCUGGGAAGCUUCAUUCUGUGCAUGUCUACCCUGUUUAUGGUCUUGCUACCAAGCAGUAUUAUAAAGCCAGAGAAUGUUGGUUUAUCUCUUUCUUACGGAUUGUCCCUUAAUGGUGUGAUGUUCUGGGCUGUCUACAUGAGUUGCUUUGUGGAGAACAGAAUGGUUUCUGUUGAAAGGGUAAAGCAGUUCACAAAGAUUCCAUCAGAAGCAGAAUGGGAAAUCAAAGACCGUCUUCCUCCUCCAAACUGGCCCACCCAGGGCAACGUUGACCUCAAAGAUUUGCAGGUGAGGUAUCGGCCGAACACUCCAUUGGUUCUGAAAGGACUCACUUUGAGCAUCCAUGGUGGAGAGAAGAUCGGCGUCGUUGGACGAACGGGAAGUGGGAAGUCGACUUUGAUACAAGUGCUCUUCAGGCUUGUGGAGCCCUCGGGAGGCAAAAUAAUCAUCGACGGCAUCGACAUUUCCAUACUUGGCCUUCAUGAUCUCAGGUCUCGAUUUGGGAUCAUCCCUCAAGAGCCUGUCCUUUUCGAAGGAACUGUAAGAAGCAACAUCGACCCUGUUGGAGCUUACUCAGAUGAAGAUAUAUGGAAGAGUCUCGACCGGUGCCAGCUCAAGGAUGUGGUAGCUUCAAAAUCAGAGAAACUCGAUGCUAAAGUGGCUGACGACGGAGACAACUGGAGCGUGGGACAAAGGCAGCUCCUGUGUCUAGGACGAGUGAUGCUAAAGCGCAGCCGGCUAUUGUUCAUGGACGAAGCCACUGCCUCGGUCGACUCACAAACUGACGCCGUAAUUCAAAAGAUCAUCCGGGAAGAUUUCGCUUCUUGCACCAUCAUCAGCAUUGCUCACAGAAUUCCCACGGUCAUGGACUGCGACAGAGUGUUAGUGGUAGAUGCAGGACGCGCUAAAGAGUUUGACAAACCGUCGCGCUUGAUUGAAAGGCCGUCGUUCUUUGGAGCAUUGGUUCAAGAAUACGCCAAUAGAUCGUCUGGACUAUAAUUAAUAAUCCAAUCCAACAAUUUCUCUGUUUGGUGCUAAUAUCUUGGCAAGUCUCUUGAAGUGCAAGUUCUUGUGUUUCUCGUGCCACUACAACAAAUGAUCGCAGGGGCGGAGAAAAAAGCGUUGCGGUUUCUGCUGUGAAAGAAUGGAAACAACCUUUUUGUCCUAUGAACUGUUGAACUUGGUAUUAACACGUUAAUAACAAAUGUACUUCCCAAUAUUCUACCCAAAAAAAAA